AUGGCCGAGGAUGCAGCCGGAGCGGCGCACAAAGUACCAUUCGAUGGCACCGAGAUGGAUGAGCGGUUUCUGGGAAAGCCCGCCCCCGCCUUCCCUGGACACGAGGUCCCCGGAAGGAUGGUGGGCUACAUGCCACAGGUCCUGAACAGCCUGGACCUGACCGUGCCCCAGGGACACAUUUACGGGCUGCUGGGCCCGAGCGGCUGUGGGAAGACCACGCUCCUGAAGUGCAUUGUGGGGACGCUGAAGAUCGCACGCGGUCACAUCACAGUUCUGGGAAAGCCGCCCGCCUUCCCUGGACACGAGGUCCCCGGAAGGAUGGUGGGCUACAUGCCACAGGACCUGGCCCUGUACGAUGAGUUCACCAUCAGUGACACCCUCUGCUUCUUCAGCCGGAUACACGGACUGUCCUCCAAAGAGACCGAGGCCCGUCUGGACUUCCUCAUCGACUUCCUGAACCUUCCUCCCAGGAACCGCUUGAUCAGGAACCUCAGCGGGGGCCAGAGGAGGAGGGUAUCACUGGCCGCUGCGCUCCUGCAGAACCCUCCGCUGCUCAUCCUGGACGAGCCCACCGUGGGAGUGGACCCUGUCCUGCGAUCCAAGAUCUGGCAGCACCUGGUGGAGAUCGUGAGAGGAGGGCAGGUUUCGGUCAUCAUCACCACCCAUUAUAUUGAGGAGGCCAGGCAAGCCAAUGUGGUGGGGUUGAUGCGGAACGGACACCUGCUGGCCGAGGCUCCCCCAGACGCACUGAUGAAGCAGCACGGCGCGGCGACCUUGGAGUGUGCCUUCCUACAACUGUGCGAGUCGUCCGACCAGACCCUAUCCAAAAACAGCUGCAGCCCCGACGACCAUCAGAAGGAUGGCAGCCAAUCGUCUGAGAGCCGUCUGGAUGAGAGCCAGCCAAUCCUGAAUCUGGGAUCUGGACUAGAUGCAGAGGAACCAAAAUUCACAGCGGACUGGAAGGUGCGGGCGAGACACGUGCUCCCUAAGUGUCGGAACAUCGCGGCUCUGAUGAUCAAGACGAUGGUGCGGAUGAAGAGAAUGCCAGGGUUCCUGUGCUUCCAGUUCUUGUUGCCGGCGAUCCAGAUCUCUCUGAUGUGCCUGUGCAUCGGAGGGGACCCCCGCGCCAUCCCUGUUGCCGUGGUGAACAACGAGACCAGCCAGUCGUCCCUCAGCCGAUCUCUGCUGUCCUUCCUGGACAACACCAGUGUGCACCAGGUGCCCAUGUCACACGCGGAGGCCUUUGCUGGGAUUCGGGGCGGAGAGUAUUGGGGCAUUUUGGGUUUCGGAAAAAACUUUUCCAGCUACCUGAGGAGGCGAGUGCUGCAGACCAAGGUGCCUGUGGAGAUUGUAGAGGGGGGCUCUGUGCAUUUGUGGCAGGAUUUCACCAAUCGACAAAUUGCUCUGAUGCUCCAGAAAAAGCUUGAAGAAGCAUUUCAGAGCUUUGUGAAGGUUCAGCUGGGCAGCAUGGCUUACCUGGCCGCCCUGCCAAUUAAGUUUGAGGAGCCUAUCUACGGCAGAAAUGACUCAGACUUCACUACCUAUGUGACUCCGGGAGCCAUUUUGAGCAUCACCUUCUACCUGGCUGUGGGUCUGACCGCCCUCUCCUUCGUCCUGGAGAGGAAGGAGGGACUGCUGGACCGGUGCUGGGUGGCAGGUGUGAGCUCUCUAGAGACCAUGUUGGCUCACCUCCUCUCCCAGCUCUUUGUCAUCAGCGUCCAGAUCAUCCUGCUUCUGCUCUUCACUCUCCUAGUCUUCAAGACACCGAACGAGGGCUCGCUGUUCUUGGUCAUCCUGCUGAUCGUACUGCAGGGCGUGGCGGGCAUCGCCUUCGGCCUGGUCAUCUCCGCUGCCAUCGACGACGAGCAGUCGGCCAAUCAGGCGGCCCUUGGCAUCUUCUACCCCAAUCUCAUCCUCAGCGGCAUCCUCUGGCCUGUGGAGUGCAUCCCCUAUCCACUGCGCUACCUCAGCCUGGUGCUGCCACAGACCUACGCCUCUGAGGCCCUGCGCUGUAUCAUGUUCAGAGGAUGGGGCAUCUCACAUAUGAUGGUGUGGCGCGGUUUUGCAGUAACCCUUGGAUGGAACAUGUUCUUCCUCAUCCUGGCCACAGUCAUCCUCAAGUUCCGGACUUGAAUGCCCCAAGCCCGGGAAGAUGCACCGGGCUUGGGGGCAAGACAGUAGGCGAGACCCAGGCUCCAUGGGGUGUCCCAGGCCCCAACCCUGAAACCCAGAGGAUACCACAGCUCCUCUGCUUUACUGUUCUGCGGGGGGUGCACUGGACACAGGUCCACUGCACCCUCCUGAACACAACGCUGUCUAGGCUACAAGGCCAUGGUGCUACAGAAAAUAAGCACCAGAGAAAAUUACCUCAGGAUCUCUCGGUCUCCUCAGAAAAUGGCUCUAUUGUCCUACUGCCAUUCCACAAGGCCCCUUCUGUUUCAUUACUGUGAUUAUAUGUAAUUAUGUAUAUGUAUAUUUUCCUCUGACUUACAUACAUUAUAUACUGAACAUAUAACAGUGAACUGUGUGUAGGUUAGAUCGUUAGUAUUAUGGGAAGGCUGGUUAUGUGUAAGGAGAUAUUUAGAAAAGUGGGUGCGAGCUGUAGACCCCAGCUGGCUAGCCCAGAGAAAUAGCCGUUCCCGAGGUUCACUGGAGCAAGUAACCCUUUCCAGGUCGCUGCCACGGUUACCAGGUGCUCUGAGCACACAGUGUACUCUCGUGCUCAGUAUUUUACCGUCCUGUUUGUCCGGGGUGUCCGGCCUGUCCUUCUCCGUGUGUCUGCCGUGUGCCUGUCCGCCCCAUGGGAAAGGGGGGCUGCGGGGGGCUGCGUGGCGCGAGUAGGCCAUAAACUCCUGGUGAGGUUUAACCUUCUACAGUGCCCCCUUGUGCUGGCCAGAAGCUAGGCUACUGGGUUAGCCAAAACCAGGAAUGGCCCUCCUGCUAGCAGCACAGCCAUACGCUCCUCGCUCUUGUUGUGAUAGUGCGUAUUAUACGGUGGUGUUGAGCGGGCUUAUUUUUUUGUAUGCCGUUGAGAAAAUUCUAUGAAAAACCCAACAAUGUUUACACUCGGGUGCCUAUGACAGUGUUGGAGAGAACGUUUGGAGGGCCUGGACUGGUUCCAGCCAGAAACAAUCUAGUCUGUUUAAGGUCUUGCGUUUCUGUUUUUAAAUAGUGGCCAUUUUAUUGUGCUUCGGGCUGAGUGUAAGCCGCAUGAGUAUCACAAAAUGCUGCAAGGUCAGCUGCUACCUUAAAACAGUGAAAUUAUUUGUAUCCUCUGGAUUUUUACUUUUACUCUUACUAUUAGCAACUAUUGCAGACAUUUUAGCACACAAAAUUUACUGAAUAAAAUAAUAUCGUGAUGUAUUAUGUAUUUAGGAAUGUCUGAUGAAAUAGAAUUGAAAAAAUAUUAAAGUAGCAUGCUUUGUGAUUUAUUCUGCGUGGGGGUGAAGGUCAAGACUUGGGAAACAGUGCCAAAUGCCAAAAGAAUAAAUAGAAAUUUACGGACAGGGGGGUUCAAGAAGGUUUCCCCACCUUGAAUGAUGCAAACGAGGAAAAAGAUGCAUGUAUUGAGGGGAAGAACCCCACCUGAGCUGUGAUGUAGGAACAGACCUUGAAUAACUAGCCCCACUCCUCACUUGCUGCUCUUGUUGAUAUUGCUGAUGAGUUGUUCUUGUUGCUGUUACCAGACACAUUAUAUUUAAAGGGACAGUAGCACAUUCUCCAACUUGGUUUUGCAUUUGGCGCUGGGCUUUCCUUUGUGUGUACUCCACCAGUUGCUUUCACUGAGAUGUUUCGAGUCGGUCUUCCCAUAUCCCUGCAGUCUUAGCCUGGGAGAGCUUAUCCCUAGCCUGCACUGGGAUUGUAGGAGUUUCUGGCUGUUCUCAAAGGCCCACAUGUAUCAGCAUUCUCUUCCUGGUUUUUACUAAACGUUCGCAAAGAGAGCAAUGACGUAGGUUUUUUGAAAAAUCCCUGACCUGCUCCCCAGAGCCCAGUUCCGCAUCCCCCUCCGCCUCUUGUGGUCCGCUCAUGUAUUAACAUUUAGCAUCUAAUAAUUAUGCGAAAACAUACGUCACGUGGGAAAUCUUUUCACAAACAGCUUGGAAAAAUAGCAGUUAUUGCAAUCGUUUUACUUGGAUCAGUAUAGACACAAAUCAAAAGGUCCAGUUCAAAAACAUGAAGGCCCUUUCAGAUUCAGAAAAUGACAAACUAGCAGGAAACAUAAUUGUCAUGGGUUUAACAGGUUUGACUCUGUUAUAAAGAGAAGUGGAUGUUUUAGAUUAUGUGGUUAAUGCCAAGCUAAUAAAAAAAUGUCCAGCAACAAUCCUGCUAUGUCCAGUGAGUGUCAUGCACCAUGUGGUCUACAUUUUAGUGAAAAUUCUAAUUCUCUAGCCCACCAAUUCUACAAAAAAAUCUAUUUAUUGUGAUGCCAAUACCUUGGAAAUACUGUAUGUACUGAAUUCUGAGACAUUAAUAAAUUAACACACCCACAAAAUGUAUAGUCAUAUAGACUAGUGGACGUGCACAGGGCAGUGUUGGAAGUCCCAGCUUGAGUAUGAUUUCACAUUCCUAACUGGAGAGAGAAGCAUAAAAAAGUGAUGAAUCCCUGUCAAUAAGCUACCUCUGCAUAUCUCUCCUACCCUGCCUGUUCCUACUUAUCGGCAAUACACAUGUUCCAUGAGAAAAUACAAACUGAUGUAUGUCUUUUGAAAAACAAUAAACCUUUAUAAGAAAGA
Messenger RNA from Conger conger (European conger), 4733 nucleotides. It is a transcript of the gene abch1, whose product is annotated as ATP-binding cassette, sub-family H, member 1. Bases 1 to 2133 code for a protein of 710 amino acids. The record is from RefSeq and is a predicted model, not a curated record. The transcript is spliced from 21 exons. Gene Ontology annotation, molecular function: ABC-type transporter activity; ATP binding; ATP hydrolysis activity. Gene Ontology annotation, cellular component: membrane; ATP-binding cassette (ABC) transporter complex. Gene Ontology annotation, biological process: transmembrane transport. Lineage: Eukaryota; Metazoa; Chordata; Actinopteri; Anguilliformes; Congridae.